AUGAAGCUAAAUGGAAUCCGUAGAGAAUGUGUCUUCCAUAAAGUUGAUGGAUUUCAUGUAAUGGAAAAUUUAUCUGUAGAUCCAAUGCAUGAAUUUUUGGAAGGUAUUUAUCCUCAUGAUCUUGCAUUAAUAAAACAUGAAUAUAUUUAUAAAAAAAAAAAGAUAUUUAAUCUACAAGAACUAAAUGAUCGGGUGCAAGGAUUUAAUUAUGGAAGCAAUUACAAUCAAAAUAAGCCUGCUGAAAUCCUCCCUCAUCAGCCGAAAUAUUAA
Molecule: messenger RNA, 270 nt
Organism: Cotesia congregata
Lineage: Eukaryota; Metazoa; Arthropoda; Insecta; Hymenoptera; Braconidae
Source: the annotation of a GenBank genome assembly